Molecule: messenger RNA, 734 nt
Organism: Gilbertella persicaria
Lineage: Eukaryota; Fungi; Mucoromycota; Mucoromycetes; Mucorales; Choanephoraceae
Exons: 1
Coding region: 206-490 (94 amino acids)
Source: RefSeq, a predicted model, not a curated record
UUGGAAAACCUACUAAUUUUAAGGUAGUAUUCUCAAGAAAGAUGCAUUUUAUACUGAAACACUAAUCUAAAUUAUGCAUAUAGCACCUUACUUCGGCAAGAGGACAAUUGAUUGUAGAUGAUCUGAAUGAAGACGAGGUAUGUCUUAGAUACGGCCAUUUCUUUAUUUAAUCAUUUUUUAAUAGGCUGCCUUGCUUGCCACUCAAAUGAUUGCUGUAGCCUCUUUAAUUAAACCUCUGGCCACACAUGAAGGUUUUCAAGAAAAGCCUAAAUCGCCGCCUAUGAUCCCGCCUAGAACUUCCUCAUAUAGCAACUCUAGCUAUCUACAAGAUUUCCCUACACCUCCUUUCAGACAAAAAAAGAUGCCUGUUUCUUCACUGAAAAAACCCAUGAAGACCGAAAUCAAAUAUGCUUCUAUCAACAAAUCAUCUGUAGGACGUACUAAGCGUGUGUAUCGCAAUAGCAACACGCUAAGACAAAAGAAAAACUAAAGACCAUAUCUAUCCCACUGCAAUUGGGAAAGAUCGAAACUUCUAUUUUUUCUGUUUGAUGUGAAUGAACUCCCCACCCCUUUCAUUGAUUAUCUUAUUUUACAUAUGUACAUAUAUAUAUAUUUAUUAUGUAUAGCUUCCCCUUCUUAUACAAUAAUUUCUAAUGUUCUACUCUAAUAUUAAAGUAUUUAUUAGUGUCAUUACUACUAUUACUACCUCAUUCUUUGACAUUUUUGUAUACGUG